CAUUGCUUGUUCUGCUUUGUGACGGUGGUUUGACGAUGUGAUUCCCGAUGAAAAUCUCUGUUAGAGCGAAACGCUGCUCAAUUAAAAUUGCUGGAAGCCAUUAGUCUGUGUUGAUGAUUACGCCGUCAUUUGACCUCACCGGGAGAGGGCAGCAGUCUAUGGCAGCAACACGAAGGAGGAGGAAAAGACGUCAGAUUGGGAUGUCAUCAUAAAGCGACCAUUGCUGUUACGCACGAGGAUGAUGAACUCUUUAUUAAAACAAAGUGUUUCAGUGAUUAUUUUGUAAAACAAACUGUACAGAAGUACUAAUAUAGCUUUAAAAAGCGGGAUAAAUCAGAAAUGGCCGAGUUUUCGUCACUGGGUCUCUCAGACUGGCUGGUUAAGCAGUGUAAACAGCUGGGGAUCAACAAACCCACUCCUGUACAGGAGAACUGCAUGCCAGCGAUACUACAAGGUCGGGACUGUAUGGGCUGUGCUAAAACAGGAAGUGGGAAAACGGCAGCAUUUGUGCUGCCAGUGCUGCAGAAGCUGUCAGAGGACCCAUAUGGCAUCUUCUGCUUGGUGCUCACUCCCACCAGGGAGCUUGCCUAUCAGAUUGCAGAGCAGUUUCGAGUCCUGGGGAAGCCUCUGGGUCUGAGAGACUGCAUCAUCGUCGGUGGAAUGG
Molecule: messenger RNA, 664 nt
Organism: Micropterus salmoides (largemouth bass)
Lineage: Eukaryota; Metazoa; Chordata; Actinopteri; Centrarchiformes; Centrarchidae
Product: probable ATP-dependent RNA helicase DDX49
Molecular function (GO): nucleic acid binding; ATP binding; RNA helicase activity
Source: RefSeq, a predicted model, not a curated record